AGGACUUCACCCCAGUGCAGUACAAAGCUCCACCGACCCCUAAGCCCCUGAGGCCCGUGCCCCCCUACAGCGGCUUUGGCUCAGAGGAGGACUCGCUGAGCUCCUGCCAGGGCCUGCUGCCCAAGCCCCCACAGAAAGAUUUCCGCAAAUUUAUGGAGAAGGACAGAUGCGGCCUCAACAGUAAUGUGCUGAAUUUCCAUGCAAAGAUGGUGACCAACGACCCAGUCGACAGAGACAGAGUGUUCAUCAUCUCCUUCUACCUCUGUGACGACUCCAUCAGCGUGUUCGAACGCCCACAAAAGAACUCAGGUGUGCUCGGUGGUAAGUUCCUAGAGCGUGGUCGUGUAAAGAAGCCAGGCCAGGACCUUUUUAAGAGCGAGCUGUCUGAGUGCUUUACAGCUCAGGAUCUGUACGUCGGAGCCACCCUCUGCCUUAACAAUAAGCACUUUCAACUUCUGGACGGCGAUGAAUACACCUUCAAUUACAUGGAGCAACAUGCUGAGGAGUUCCCUAAAGCCAAUGUGGGUAACAUCCUCAGUAAACUGCGUUCCAUUCCAGAGGAGAAACAGAGUGAGAUCAGGAAGUUUCUGGCUCUCAGUGACCCCAGCAACACUGGCUUCAUCCCCUAUGAGUCAUUCAG
Molecule: messenger RNA, 640 nt
Organism: Morone saxatilis (striped sea-bass)
Lineage: Eukaryota; Metazoa; Chordata; Actinopteri; Moronidae
Product: EF-hand domain-containing family member C2-like
Biological process (GO): regulation of neuron projection development
Cellular component (GO): microtubule
Molecular function (GO): calcium ion binding
Source: RefSeq, a predicted model, not a curated record